Messenger RNA from Penicillium cataractarum, 2325 nucleotides. RefSeq lists its product as uncharacterized. The transcript has a single exon. Lineage: Eukaryota; Fungi; Ascomycota; Eurotiomycetes; Eurotiales; Aspergillaceae. The record is from RefSeq and is a predicted model, not a curated record. Bases 1 to 2325 code for a protein of 774 amino acids.
AUGGCGGAUACCGACAGCGCGAUCCACUUGCGGUCGCUUUCAAGGCCUCCAACGGGGUCAGAUCCAGACCAUAGCUCCCAAGACGAAACACCGAGGCACUCCUCUCGAUAUCUGCCCGAUGACUUGGCUCCAGGGCAUGACCAGCACGACGACCUUCCGGCAUACUCGCGGGCUCCCCCAGCCAAUCAAUCACCGGGACAAGGUCACAGCACGACACUCCAUCGCUCUGGCCUCAUUUUAUUCUUCACAGUCCUCUUCGCAGCCUCAGCCGUUUAUUCUUGGGCUAUACUUGCGAUUCUCUCAUUUCGCCCUCUCAGCACUCGCUCGUGGCAGGAAGAUACGAGCUAUAAAGGCCGACACAGUAAAAAUCUUGGGUGGGGUUAUGAUGCCAGGCUCUAUCGCUCGGCUAGAGUGAUUCAGUCCAUUCUCAGUGUGGUCAUUCUGCCAUGGACAUCAGCUGUAUGUGCCCACGCUGCGGUGAUAUAUAUGCAGCAUCAAAAAGACAGUAUGGGAUUGACGAUGCGACAAGUCAUGGCUCUUGCAGAUCGCCGAUGGCUGGAUAUUUCAUGGUUGUCUGAUGCAUUCGGUGGCUCUUGGAAACAGAAUGGAAGCGCUCUGCUGGUUCUGGCAAUAAUGCUUCACUUUCUCGGUGCUAUCAUUUACCCAAUCCAGUCUAUUGUUGUUAAUCCGAAGAUCAUUCAUGUUCCGGUUUCCAUCAAUCACAUGGGCUCAGUUGGCGAUCUUACCAAGCAGUCAUCUUACUAUGAUAGCACCGCUGGCAGUGACGUUGUAAAGACUCGCGCUGCCCUUCUCAAUACGGACGUGCAUACAUAUCAGCCACAGCUGUGGCAAAGGAUGCAAGGCCAGCAGCUCUCCAACUUCAAGAAUUUCUCUGCGAUGACUGAUCCAUUCUAUGCUCAAAUCCCGAGCGGCUUCCACACUGGAGUUCUACAGCAAUUCGCCCCGCGCAUCAAUUCAUCUGCGACUUCCAGGUCCAUACAGGCCGACGAAUUCCCGUCUGGGUGUAAUCAAAAUUCCUCCGGAUUUUUUGCUAAUUAUUCAUCCCUUUUCGUGGACGGAUCUGUCCAGGAAACCUGGGCGGUUACCGCCUGUAUGCCAAAUGUUACGUCAAAGUCACCUUGGGUACAAACUCGAAAUCGCCAAGACUUCUCUGAAUUGCUCUAUCUCAACGUUUCUGUCCAGGAUUCAAGCCUCGAAACAAAAGGGUUGCCCGCUAGCGGUGCCUUGUAUGAGAUCAAUUUGCGGACCACUGCCGGUUAUUUUGAGCUACCCAACUUCAUGAACAACGGGACGCCAGGCCCUUUGCUUGAAAGCGACCCGACUCCCAAUUGUGGAAUACACUGUAUGGAGCAAACUGACGACUACUCAUUCUACCGACGUGCUCGUCGGGAUGAGAACAUUAUUGGAAACGCAACCAAUUACAUCGCUCAAGACGUUCCGUGGUUACCAUUAUUUUUCGACAAUAAGGGGCCACUGUUGACCACAGCACUCGCCCUCUUUGGGCCGGGCUCAUUCCUGGAAACUCUUUUCGGUUCGUUGAACGUUGUCCAAAGCAGCUUAGAAGGCUCUGGUGUUGAAGACGACUACUAUGAUAGCACCGCUUGUAUUGACCUUGCGCCUUUGAUGAAUUUGUUCUCCGCCACCCAGGGACAGUAUAUUACACAGGACACUUGUGUUUCCAUUUACUUCAAUUCCUACUCUGCCAGCUACAACAACGCCCACUAUCUGGUGGCAAAAUGGCUCUUGGCCAUAUACACAUCGGCAUGGAAUCAUCCAAACAUUUUUACGACGGCUGCUUUCGUGUCGAACAAGCAGUGGGCGGAAUCAAUGGAGCCUAUUUACGGGAUUUAUCAAGACCCCGGGCUUGAAAUGGAGAUCCCAGACAUCAGUCUUGCCGGUGUGAUCGUGGUCAGCAUUUUUCUGGGACCGUAUCUCUUACUCUUACUUGCGCUCUGUUGGUACGGGAGUUGGGCCCCGCGAUGGACUCACCGACUUGACUCGUUUGUUAUGCUUCGUUUCGGGGCCGCGCUUGGGGAUGGUGUCUUCCCGAUGCUUUUCGCGCAUGACAUGAAGGGGAUUAAAGAGCUUGACGAGAUUCCAGGUGUGAUUAGAGAUGUCGGUCCUAUCACGGACAAUGCGAUCAUUCCAAUCAAUCGAAUGGGCUUGUGGGGUGGGAAGCCACUGCAGAAUCUUCGAAGAUAUGAAUGCCAUGAAGCCGACAAUGAAGCUAUGACAUUAGAGGAGGUAAAUCAGGUACGGCGUGGUGGUGCGGGAAGUGGUCCAGUUGGUGGUCGAGUGAUAUAA